Molecule: messenger RNA, 306 nt
Organism: Protopolystoma xenopodis
Lineage: Eukaryota; Metazoa; Platyhelminthes; Monogenea; Polystomatidea; Polystomatidae
Source: the annotation of a GenBank genome assembly
AUGGACCGAAAGUUCGGAGCUGCCUGGCACGUUACAGUUGGAGAGGGCUAUGGUUUCGAGAUCACUCACGAGACCAAGCAUCUACUCUACAUGUUCUUCGGAGGAAACCUGGCCGUCACAGUAUGGAACUUGGAUAUUGUUGUAUGGAUGAUACUUUACUCUGAUGAUGUUCGUCAUAAGACGGACGAAAUCUUAGCACGUUUCACCGAAAUCGAAGGAGAUUACCUCGGAAACAGCGUCAACAAUAAGCUUCCAUUAAUGCCAAUGGCAGCUGGUCAAGAGGAGUUGGCCGUUGUCUUAUGGUGA